This is a messenger RNA of Phymastichus coffea, 726 nucleotides long. RefSeq lists its product as uncharacterized. Bases 1 to 726 code for a protein of 241 amino acids. The record is from RefSeq and is a predicted model, not a curated record. The transcript is spliced from 3 exons. NCBI's taxonomy places the organism in Eukaryota, Metazoa, Arthropoda, Insecta, Hymenoptera, Eulophidae.
AUGCUGAGAUUCGUGGUUGUUUGCGCCCUUGUGGCUAUCGCCUCUGCUGCUCCUGCAGCUCAGGAACAGCAAACUUCACUCUUCGAAGAUGCUUACAAUCUGUAUAGCUCGUGCUCGUCCGAAGCUGAUAUUGCUGUCUGUCUGAAGCUUAAAGCUCUUGGAUACGUCGACAGGGUUUCCAGGUCGGCACAAAUCGACCUUAUUGAUGGAUUGAAAAUCGUUCAGAAUGAAGAAGGCAAAAGCCGCGCCGACAAUGCCAGGUCGUUGAACGAUAUCGAAGCUACAUUGCCUACCGAGCCAGAAGCUAGGGAAUCAGCUAUCAACGAAGCUCUUGUUGACAGAGUUGCCCGUUUCCUAUCUACUCACACCGUUGAAUUAAGUAUGCCCGAGGAAGUCUCCCGUUCUCUUGGCGAAGCUCGUGGCAAGAAGAAGAAGAUCGUUAAAUCGCUACUGCCUCUUCUCCUUCUGCUGAAAUUGAAGGCUGCCGCACUUAUCCCCAUCGCUCUUGGUGGACUCGCCCUUCUUGCUUUCAAGGCUCUCGUUAUCGGCAAAAUUGCUCUGAUUCUCAGCGCCGUGAUUGCCCUGCAAAAACUCUUUGGAAACAAGCACCAAAGCUAUGAGGUUGUUACCCAUGAUGUACCACACCAUCACGACGAGCACCACAGCAGCGGUUGGGGACGAUCACUCGAGAUGGCUUACAGCGCCCAUAAACCUGCCACCGCUUAA